AUGAUUGCACCAGUGGAAUCAAUCCUCAGCCAGACGGGAGCAACCGACGAAACGAAGAACCUCAUUCGACACCAAGUGUCCUCCCUCCUCAUGGCUCAUAGGCCGCGCGACGUGCUUUCCAAGGUCGAGUGCGAUGCACUUAAAGAACUCAGGGCUGACAACGACCUCGUUAUCGUGCCUACGGACAAGGGGCGUUCAACGGUCGUAUUGGACAGGACAGACUACAAUCAAAAAGCCAAAAGCUUGUUGGAGGAUCGUCAGUCCUAUGUCCCAUGCGAAUCAAACCCCAUGAAAACGCUGACACGCGAGAUUAACGCGACGCUGUUGGCAAUGGAGAACUCAGGUGCAAUAUCGCCAAUCGACCGACGCAUGGCGAGAGCACAAGAAACGGCCCUAGCCCGAUUCUACGGUCUCCCAAAAGUGCACAAAGAGGGCGCUCCUCUCCGGCCUAUCGUGUCACUAAAGGGCACUCCAACCUACGGACUGGCAAAGUGGCUGUUCCAACGUCUCAAGUUUCUGACCUCCGAUUCGAACACCACAGUCAGCUCGUCAACGCAAUUCGUGGAGAAAGUUAAAGGAGUAAGUCUCCUGCCAAGAGAUAUCAUGGUUUCCUUUGAUAUCACGUCCCUUCUUAUUUCUAUCCCGCAGGACCUGGCAGUCGAAUCGAUCGAACUACUCCUACGAGAGAAAUACGACGAAACGGAGAAUAGCCUCGGACACGCCCAAAUCAUCCAGCUCCUGAAGUUCCGUCUCAAGACGUACUUCACGUUCAACGGAAAAAUCUACAAGCAGGUGAGGGGAACGCCAAUGGGUUCGCCGAUUUCGCGACUCAUAGCCGAGGCGGUCCUACAACGGCUGGAGUAGCUGGUUUUCCAACACCACAGACCGAAAUUCUGGGCUCGGUAUGUAGAUGACACCUUCGUCGUCAUCGAACGGGAUCAGGUGCCUACAUUCAAAGCACAUCUCAACGCCGUCUUCCCGGACAUUCAGUUUACGAUGUAGGAGGAGGAAAACAAUCAGCUGGCCUUCCUGGAUGUCCUCGUCUGCCGCAAAGAUUGUGGCGGCCUAAAAACCAAAGUGUUCAGGAAAGCGACAAAUAGGACGCAAAUACUGAACUUCAAUAGCAACCACCCGAUCAGUCACAAACGCAGUCGCGUAAGGGCGCUAUACCGGCGCGUUGAGACGCAGUGCAGUGAAAUGGAAGACAAGGUUGCUGAAUUACAAUAUCUUCGACGGGUAAUGAGAGCCAAUGGUUACCCGCGCAACUUUGUCAACCAGAGCAUACGAAAAGGACACCAGAGACCAAAUCCAACCAGCCCCAAAUUUUGGCAGACUCUUCCUUACGUGAAGAACGUCUCGGAAGCCGUCAGUCGUCUUCUCAAUCCACUUGGAGUUGGGGUUGCACACAGGCCGGAAGCAACCACCAGGCGCCAAGUCAUGAGGCCAAAAGACCCGCUGCCACGGCAGGAAACGUCUGGAGUCGUUUACCGGAUCUGGUGUAGAUGCAGGCAAAGCAAUUAUGUCGGAGAAAUUGGGAGAUUACUCCGUACGCGAAUUGCCGAGCACGCAGCAGCAGCAAUGAGGCGGGGAGACGCUAACUCUCAGGUGGCGGCACACUCGACGGGACCCGGCCAUAUUUUCAAGUUUCAAGAGGCCGAAAUCCUCGCAAGGGGUGACAACCGCGUGAGCCGCGAGCUGCUCGAGUCAUAGUUCUCAGGCCCGCAAUCCAUCAACAAGCACAAUGACCUCCCGGUACCCUAUUCCGUACUGCGAUUUUCCCGGGACAGGAGGAUCAGUCACGUGGGGAGGGCGCGGGCGGCAAUUAUCACGGUGACAGUGAGCCAGUUUUUCUAUGAAGAUGGCAGCGUGUAGUUUGUGAAGUACCUUCAGUGGCAUAGCCGGUCUGAAAGUCAAUGUAAUCCAAAACGAACGAGAAGUGUAAAUUAAUUUAACGGAGGAAAAUUCCUCUCAAUAAAUACAAAAUGGUGUGUUUACGAUCACGCCUGUCAGUUCUAUUUAAAUUUAUUAGGCACCGACCGGCCUCAUACGAUGUCGGCUUAUUAAAACUUUUGAUCCUACCACGUUUGCAUCAGUGAAAUCAAGCAAAAUCCAGCUUCUCUUGUUAAAUCCCAUCUUAUUUACUUCAAAGACAUGAAAUUAAAAGGAAUCACUGGAAUACUGUUUUGGAAUCUACACUCAAAAUGUAAGCAGUUGACAAACCGUCAUAAUAUGAAAUCACACACUACGCGGUGUUGCUAUGUUGGGUGGCCUUUGGGCAUCAUUCGGCUCAUAGACACGUGGUGGCAAGCAGGACUAAUUUACAAACGCUGUAAGUCGAGCUGAAUUAACCUGCUAUAACCUGAGGUUUAACAGGCCGGACAAGUAUCUGAUCGAUGCAAGAGAAGGUGCGACUUCCAGGAACUAGUUGACAAGAAGUAAAAGCGGUCGCUGGAAGAAGAGCUUUAUUCGGGUUUGUGCUUGGGUCAGGAUUCACAAGAUCCCAGUUUGACCGACGUUACCAGCAAUGUUCACCGAGUGCAUUACGAGGAGGUGACAGUAGGCACGGUGACUAGUGAGUGAGUUAAUUUAUAGCGGGAGCGCUUGUACAGCAUCUACCGCACUCUCUCCUCUAACGCCUCACCUAUACCCAGUGUCAAGGCAGAGAAAAGAAUCCCGAAGGCGGGGGAGGGGACAGGUGGCAGUUUACCAACAAGCGCAAUGACAUCCCCACCCCAUAUUAGGCGUUGAGACUUAGAAGCUAGCCGCUCGGAGAGCGCGCGGGCCGGACACAGUAGUGGUCGCCUGCGCUAUGUCCUAUGAUGAAUCCAAUCUGUAGAUUGGAACGUUUACCACGUACUUCUAUAGUAGUUGAUGCACUGCAUAAAACACCGAGAUGAAUACUAGAUCAUGCGGUCUGAAAGACAAGGAUCAUGAAGAAGGAGACACGAUCGCCGGGACAAGAGCUUUAUUAGCCUGACGUCUCGGAUUCCUACUCGAAUCCAUCAUCUGAGACAAAAGAGCAGAAACGGGUGGUUGUUGCACAAGGGGCUGCGGUAUUUAUAGGACGCAGUAGCCAUGCUACCGCAUACCUAUGAACGUUCACGGCCCCCCCUUCAUCCGGGAUUGUCACAAUUGGUGUAAUCAUUGCUUGAUGGCCGACAUUCGAGUCGAUAAUUGCUGCAAUUUCAUCACGUGCGUUGGAUGUUGGCGUGAUGAUUGCUCGACCAUCUGACGCACCGACCCCGGUGUUGGGAAAAGUGUUCACCUCUGCGCUCCCCGCAUGACUUGUUACUCCGCCCAGGCGAAGUUUUAGCACGCAGUAUGGAGUGGGAAGAUUGUCGCACUUGUUAAUGAACUGGAGGCCAGUAAACCAUGAUUCCAGUAGCUCCCGACUCACGCGAUUAUCCCCUCUCGCAAGAAUUUCGGCCUUAUUGAAUUUGAACGUGCGGCCGGAUCUCGUCGAAUGAGCCACAACUUGAGAGCUGGCGUCAUUUCUGCGCACCGCUGCCGUGUGUUCGGCCAUUCUCGUUCGGAGCUGUCUUCCGGUUUCUCCGACGUAGUUGCUUUGUCCGCAACUGCACCAGAUCCGAUAAACGACUCCAGACGUUUCUAUCCGUGGCAGUGGGUCUUUCGGUUUCAUGAUCCGACGCCUGAUGGUUGCCUCCGGUCUGUGUGCCACUCCAACCCCAAGUAGUGCGAGAAGGCGGCCGACAGCUUCCGAAACGUUCUUGACAUACGGAAGUGCCCGCCAAGAUUUGGUGUCCGUGCGGUUAGUCCUUUCGUCCCUUUUGCGUAUGCACCGGUCGACGAAGUUGCGCGGGUAGCCAUUGGCUUUGAAGACCCGUCGGAGGUAUUGUAGUUCAGCAAUCUUGUCUUCCGGCUCACUGCAGUGCGUUUCGAAACGCCGAUAGAGCGGCCUUACACAACUGCGUUUGUGGCUGAUUGGGUGGUUACUGUUGAAGUUCAGUACUUGCAUCGUAUUUGUCGCUUUCCUGAACACCUUGGUCUUUAGUCCACCACAAUCCUUGCGGCAUACGAGGACAUCCAGCUGGCUGUUCUCUUUCUCCUCCAUCGUAAAUUGAAUGUCCCGGAAGACGGCUUUGAGAUGUUCUUGGAAUGUCAACACCUGAUCCCGUUCGAUGACGACGAAGGUGUCAUCCACAUACCGGGCCCAGAACGUCGGUUUGUGGUGUUGGAAGACCAGCGAUUCUUACCGUUGCAGGACCGCCUCGGCGAUGAAUCCCGAAAUCGGCGAACCCAUUGGUAUGCCCUUCACCUGUUCGUAGAUUGUCCCGUUGAACGGAAAGUACGUCCUGUGACAGAGCUUCAGGAGAUGAAGGACUUGGGCGUGUCCAAGACGGUUCUCCGUUUCAUCGUAUUUGCUUUGUAG
Molecule: messenger RNA, 4390 nt
Organism: Spirometra erinaceieuropaei
Lineage: Eukaryota; Metazoa; Platyhelminthes; Cestoda; Diphyllobothriidea; Diphyllobothriidae
Source: the annotation of a GenBank genome assembly